Molecule: messenger RNA, 1236 nt
Organism: Selaginella moellendorffii
Lineage: Eukaryota; Viridiplantae; Streptophyta; Lycopodiopsida; Selaginellales; Selaginellaceae
Product: pentatricopeptide repeat-containing protein At4g02750-like
Exons: 2
Coding region: 1-1236 (411 amino acids)
Molecular function (GO): protein binding
Source: RefSeq, a predicted model, not a curated record
AUGAGAUGCUCACACUUGAGCCAAGCCCAGAGGAUCGAGCAAGAGAUCCAGCUCAAGCAUUGCGAUGUCUUCCUUUGCAACCAUCUGAUAGCAAUGUAUGGGCGCUGUGGGAGCGCUAGGAACGCGAGGAGGAUAUUCGACUCCAUGGGCGCUCGCGAUUCCUUCUCCUGGGACUUUAUGUUCGUCGCCUACGUCUCAAACGACUGCUACCACGACACCGCCGAAUUCUUCCACCGGAUGCCGCUCCUGAAUCUCAUAUCCGCCACUGCGAUGCUCUGCGCGCACGCACAGCACGGCGAUCUCGACGCCGCGAAGAGGGUGUUUGAUCAGAUGGAGGACCGGAGCUUGAUCUCCUGGAACGCAAUGACGUGCGCUUUUGCCAAGGCGGGGCAUCUGGAGGAAACGGAGGCGCUGUUCUUGGCGAUGCCGAUGCGAAGUUUGAUCUCCUGGACAGCAUUGUUACAAGCGUGCGAAAAAUCUGGCAUCUGCGAGAUGGCGAAGGAGGUUUUCGCUUCCAUGCCCGAGUGGGACUUGAUCUCCUCGACGGCAAUCCUUAGUGCAAUUGCCCAGAGCGGGGAUUUGGAGAUCUCUAAGGCAAGCUCGUUCUUCGCGGCGAUGCCUGCCCGGGAUCUCUUCUCCUGGAGCGCGAUGCUUGUGGCGCUUGCCAUGGCUGGACACACCCGAUCGAUGAAUCGGCUCUUCUCCGCAAUGCCGGACCAAAAGGAUGAAAUCGCGUGGAACACCGCGCUGGCAGCAAAUGCCCAGAGUGGAGAUUCCAAAAGAGUGCUCCAGAUUUUCGAUGGGAUGAAGCUCAUGGCGGAGGUUCUUCCCGACGCUGGAUGCUUCGUGUCUGUUCUCGCGGCGCUGGCCCGGGAGGGCAGAUUCUCGGCGGCGCGGCAUUGCUUCGCGUCCAUGAGCACGGAUUUUGGAAUCGCACCUUGGAGGAGCCACUACUGCUGUGUGAUCGAUGCGCUGUGCCGAGGAGGACGCCCGCGAGAUGCCGCCGAGCUCAUUGCCACUAUGCCCUUUGCUGCUGGGAGCUUGGAAUGGAGGAUCUUCCUCGCUACCACUGGAUCCCAAAGAGAUUUCUUCGUCCAGAGCCUGGUAGUUGCCAAUGCCGCCACUGGAUCACGACGAGAGAACCCUAGAUCUCAACCAUGGAGUGAAUGGGACUCCGGAGAUCGAUUGCUACAAUCGCAGCCAAAAUCGAGCUUCAGGAACCGGAUCCCCAGCUAG